Messenger RNA from Kickxella alabastrina, 1197 nucleotides. RefSeq lists its product as uncharacterized. The transcript is spliced from 4 exons. Bases 1 to 1197 code for a protein of 398 amino acids. Gene Ontology annotation, molecular function: protein binding. The record is from RefSeq and is a predicted model, not a curated record. Gene Ontology annotation, biological process: signal transduction. Lineage: Eukaryota; Fungi; Kickxellomycota; Kickxellomycetes; Kickxellales; Kickxellaceae.
AUGGAGCCAGUACUCGAGUGGGAUGUGGCAAAAGUGACUUGGUGGUUUAACCAGAACGGAUUCCAAGGAUACGAAGACACGCUUAAAGAGAACUCAAUUGACGGCGAGGUUCUGGUAAAUCUGGACCACGAUUCUCUCAAGGACCUGGGCAUCCCAGCGUUGGGCAAGCGGCUGCUGGUUCUCAAGUCUGUAUACUUUCUCAAGCUCCAGCACGAAAUCCCUAUUACUACAGACAGUUAUGUUCCGCAGACAGUCGAUGUGGAGCCCGACUACGCGCACGGGAGCUCGUAUCAGCGCAAGCAGAAGCGGUAUUCAGAGGAGACAAUUUCACGGCUAAUGGAGGAGAUAACGUCGCUGUCGUCCGAAAUAGCCACAAUUAAAACGGAUAUGCAGAGGAUAUACAGGCUGAGCAUACUGGAGAACAAGCCGCUGCCAGCGCCAGUACCAUUGCCGGUGCGCCAGAUGAAUGACCCGUUUGUGGGCGCAACGAUUGCUGCGCGCAGGAACCAAGCGUUGAAUAAAGAGUACGAUGGUCCUGGGGGCGGCUCUGGAAUUUCAGCGCCUGUGGGCGGCGUCUACAGGCGCAGCAUUCACCAACACCCCUAUUACGGCCAUGGCAGCAGCGCCCUCGCUGGUAUUAAAUGCCACGGUGGCUCGUCGCUUUUGCUGCCGAACAGUCAUGCGAGCAGCACGCCAUCGAGCCAGACUCCCGUCACCCCGCACAUUCGCGUGUACGGUGACAAUGCGCUGCAGCGUGAGAACGAGUCAUACAAGAGUUUCCGAAUCUCGGCGGAUGAUCCCUGUAGCACGAUUCUCCCGCACGCACUGAAGAAGUACCACAUAUUCGACGCCUGGCACAACUACUCGCUGUGCAUCCAGUACGGACCCUCGGGCAAGGGAAAGAACGAGCGUGUAUUGGCGCUAGACGAAAAGCCCUUGCAGCUGUUCCAGCAGCUGAAGGACGCCGGUGAAUCGCCAGUGUUUGUCCUCAAAAAGAAGAACUCGGGUAUGAACCCAUCGUUGGACAGCAGCUUGCCGCACCGCCUGAGCGUUAGGGGAAGCACCUUUAAUGGCAAUGGCUCGCGCACUAGUCUCUUCUCGCUGGAGCAAAACAACACAUCAUCAUCGUCCUUGGAAAUGAACAUUGGCAACCUGGCAGGCGCCAGCUCAUCAAACAACGAGUUUGAGAAGCUUUGA